Messenger RNA from Pogona vitticeps (central bearded dragon), 4516 nucleotides. RefSeq names its product serine incorporator 1 (gene SERINC1). Gene Ontology annotation, cellular component: membrane. Lineage: Eukaryota; Metazoa; Chordata; Lepidosauria; Squamata; Agamidae. The record is from RefSeq and is a predicted model, not a curated record.
CGAAGCCGGAAGUGACGCAGAGCCCUUGUCAACUGACGGUCGCGAGCAAGAGGCGCUGCUAGAGAGAGAGAGAGUAAACAAGGCUUGGCUACCCGGCCUCGCCGUCUCCAUCUUUAAAGGGCCGCCGGGCAAGUCGCCGUCUUUGGAGGACAGACAUGGGGGCAGUUUUGGGCCUCUGCUCCAUGGCGAGCUGGAUACCAUGCUUGUGUGGAAGUGCCCCAUGUCUACUGUGUCGAUGCUGCCCUAGUGGAAAUAACUCCACUAUAACAAGGGUGGUAUAUGCACUCUUUUUACUUCUUGGAGUCAGUGUGGCAUGUGUGAUGCUUAUACCAGGAAUGGAAGAACAGCUGAAGAAGAUUCCAGGGUUUUGUGAUAGCCAUGUGGAUUGUGAUAUUCUAGUAGGAUACAAAGCAGUGUACCGGGUGUGCUUUGGAAUGGCCAUGUUCUUCCUCUUGUUCUCAUUAUUGAUGAUCAAGGUGAAGAGCAGCAGUGAUCCACGUGCAGCAGUACACAAUGGAUUCUGGUUCUUCAAAUUUGUCAUAGCAGUUGCAAUUACAGUUGGAGCAUUUUUCAUACCAGAGGGACCCUUUACAACAGUAUGGUUUUAUGUAGGCAUGGCUGGGGCUUUCUGCUUCAUUCUUAUCCAGCUGGUUUUACUUAUUGAUUUUGCCCAUUCAUGGAAUGAAUCCUGGGUUGAAAAAAUGGAAGAAGGAAACUCGAGAUGCUGGUAUGCAGCUCUGCUGUCUGCCACUGCUCUGAACUACCUUCUCUCUUUGGUGGCAGUUGUCCUGUUUUAUAUUUAUUACACUCACCCAGAAGGCUGCUCUAAUAAUAAGGCAUUCAUCAGUGUCAAUAUGCUGCUAUGUAUUGGAGCAUCUGUAAUGUCCAUUUUGCCUAAAAUUCAGGAAUCACAACCAAGAUCUGGAUUGUUGCAGUCAUCUGUGAUUACAGUUUAUACAAUGUAUCUAACUUGGGCAGCAAUGACGAAUGAGCCGGACAGACAAUGCAAUCCAAGCUUGCUGAACAUAAUUGGAUAUAAUUCCACAAGCAUACCAAGCAAAGGGCAGUUUGUCCAUUGGUGGGAUGCCCAAGGGAUAGUGGGACUCAUCCUCUUCUUACUGUGUGUUCUCUACUCAAGCAUUCGGACAUCCAAUAACAGUCAGGUGAACAAAUUGACGCUCACCAGUGAUGAAUCAACCCUGAUAGAAGAUGGCCUUCCUAGAAGUGAAGGCUCGCUUGAUGAUGGUGAUGAAUUCCAUCGUGCUGUUGAUAACGAGAGAGAUGGAGUCACUUAUAGUUACUCAUUCUUCCACUUCAUGCUCUUUCUUGCCUCACUUUACAUCAUGAUGACCUUAACCAAUUGGUACAGUCCCAAUCCCACUUCUGAAUAUAUGACCAGUACGUGGCCAUCUGUGUGGGUUAAGAUAUCUUCCAGCUGGAUUGGUAUUGUCCUCUACGUAUGGACUCUCGUGGCUCCACUUGUUCUUACAAACCGUGAAUUUGACUAAUCUGUGCAUCUCAUCUGAAAGCUUUUAUUUUGUUCUGUUGCUUAUUUAGAGCUAACAGUAUUCCCUACUAAGAUGUAAUUGUAAAUAUAUGUGUGUUCUAUCUGUAUACUUUAUUCUGUCCUUGUUCUGCAUGGUUACUUUAAGAUCAUGUUAUCUUGCCAUUUCAAUGACUGUUUUCUAGUUGAGGAUAAAGAUAAGGAUAAAGAUAAUGAUAAGGAUUGCUAGAUUCAGGACCAAGCCAAACAUGAUAGCAACAGUUUUAUGGGUUGUAUUUGACAUAAUGCUAGUGGAAAAGGUUUGAGAGAUGAGUUUGGUCCACUAGUGUUUUCGUGUUCUGCCAAUGGUUGUGCAAAUGCUAAUGGGUCAGUGUAAUGAAGUCAUGAAAGCACUUGUUUGAUGGCAUGUGCAAGUGCUUACAGAGUCAAAAAACUGGAUUUGGCACUUGUGCAAGGAAGAAAAUGAAGCUUCUACAAGCAGUAAAAGGUUUUUGCUUGAUGAUCAGUGCCAUUAGAUGUCACCCAGUGUGUUUUAAGCACACAUUCGUUUUCAGGGAGAGAAUCUGAUUCUUAAAAGCAGAAGGGGAUACACAGGUGAUAAGUUCAGAACUUUCUUGCCUACUGUUCAUCUCUAUUCAGCACACUUUUUCUCUCUUCCAAUAUUUUUCUUCUGUCUGGAGCUUUGCUACUGGAAAUAGGGCACAGUAGGGAAAUGGAUUAACAUAUGUUAAAACACAGGAUAGAGAAUUUGAUUUUUGUCAGUGUUGUGUCUUUAUAUAUAUAUAUAUUUAAGAUAAUGUUCUUCACUGUUGCUUUGUACAUGAUGAACACAUUUCUGUAUUGUUAAAACACAGACAGCUGGCAGUCUUAUCUGCAGUGGCUUUUUUUGCUAGAUACUAGAACUAAAAUAGGGCUCCCCUCUUUAAAUAGAUAACAGAAAAGGCAGCCUCAAUUUUUGUGAUCUUUCAAAGAGAGAACUGAAAAUCCGAAGAAGGCAACUGCUAUUUCAAAGAUCACAUUAUCACUAUUAAUUUUCUUGUUUAAUAUAGCUGAAGCAGAUAAUAUAUCAGCACCAAUCUAUUGGACAUUUCUCUCCACUUUUUUUUCCAAGGAAACUUUACUGGGAACAGUGGAAGGUGAUUUUCUUUUUAUCUCAACCCUCUCCCAAGGGAACCCUGAUCUUUCUGAGAAAUUUACUUGUCAUGAAAGAAUACCAUACAUUAGUAAAUAAAUAAACCCCACAUAUGAACAGUUUACCCCCUAUUACGUACUGCUAGAUCACAUUUGAAUUUGUAAUAAGUGAAAAAAAGAUAGAUUAAAAGUUUUAUUAAUAUAUGUAAACAGGCCAAAAUCUGAGAGUCAAAUAUUUGCAGUUGUAAUCAGAUGGAAGGGAGGGCUGCAAGGAGUGUUAGAAGUUAGCUAGGGAUAUCUUUGACAGUCUUCUUGUCUUGAUCGCAGAGGACAACUUUUAAUAGUUGUUACAGUGUUACCUGUAUAUUGGUACAAGAUUAAGGUCAGUUUAGCAAGACAAAAGAAAGCUGAGGGAAUUGGGACUAAACAGAGCCCAAGAAAGACAGUUAGUAGCUCUUAGCAUUAAAGACGAUCUGGCGAUGAUUGAGAAUCAAGUACCAGGAGUGUGUUAUGGUUUGGCUAACUUUAUAGUUGAAUUAUAAGAGCUGUGAAUUUCAGUUUGCUGAAUGGCUACUCGUAAAGUGGCCAGGAACAUUGGAGUGUUAGAUGUAAUAAUGAGUCUUAGCUAGUGAAACAACAGAGCAAGAACUGGGACAAGUAAGCAGAUAAAAUCUAGAACUGAUGCUAUAUGAAAAUUUGGUGUGUAUAUGUUUUUAAGCCAGUAAGGCAACAUUUCUGUUGAGAGCCUUGUGCAGGUGUCACGUAAGAUUGGUAGGAACUAGUGUUUUGUAGAAUAAGAAAACAAAAACAGCCUCUUGUAUCCUGUGGAAGGAUCUGGUUUCUGAACUUGUAGACUUGUCUAAGUUACAUAGGCAGUAUUAAAAGAAUGUGAACAGCAGUAUACAGUAUGUUUUAAAAUUGGACUUGAAAUUGUUAGAAACUCACAUUAACUUGAGAAAUGAAUUAUGACACCAUUCAGACCAUAAUUGCUUUUUUAAAAAGUUGAGUGUAAUUUUACUCUUAAUAAUACAUGGUUUUAGAUAUGUUUCAUUUUCAUAUCCAUCAAGAUUUUUUUAAAAAACCUAACACAUGAAAGUGUAUUGUGCUCGUACUAAUUACAAGAAACUGGAACUGAGGCUUGGAGUGAGUUACUUACUGCUGUUAACCAUAGUGUAGUGUGCUAUAUCCCAUGCCAACAAAAUAGGCCUCAAACACCAGUGUUUUUGGGUGGGGAAUGGGAUAAAGAGUAGUUACUAUUUUAUGCCCCAUUCUAGAUAAUGCCCGUUCCUUGAGUGAUGAAUUUCUAGCUUAGGUUGCAAAUCAGGAAAAGUUCUGCUCGUCCUCUCAUUAAUGAUCUUUCAGGAUAAGUUGCCUAUUGAUAUUUUCUGCUAAAAAAAUCCUUUCAUUUUAUAGCUGAUGAAGUGAACUACCAAGAUGUAACAGAUAUUUUUUUGUCCACAGUUUUAGAAAACAUUACCUAUUUUAUGCUUUCAGCCUUAUAUAGUGCUGCUGCUAGUGCUUUGUAUCUGUUGCUGGCAGAAGACUUACAUGCAGAAAAUCCUACUCUGGAUACUAUGAUAUCUGUUUGUAAUUUUGUGUGUUCUGAAUGUCUGUGUUUUGCAGCUUUAAAUUGAAAUAUUUUGCACCAGCUGGAGGAUUGUCCAGCUGGGAGACAACCAGCUAUUUCUGCUUCAGCCUCUUUAAGCUGCUGUGCACUUUUGUUAUUAAUAUUCAUUUUAUUUUAAAAUCUGUUUGGAACAGGCAUUGUAUGUAUUGAAAGACUAGCUGAAUUCAGCAUGAAUGCAGUUUGAAGGUAAUUUAAAUGUUUAGUCACCUGAAAUGUGUAUGCUGUUAUCAAUAAACAUUCACAUGAGAAAGAUU